Messenger RNA from Spodoptera frugiperda (fall armyworm), 1209 nucleotides. RefSeq names its product gustatory receptor for sugar taste 64a-like. The transcript has 9 exons. Gene Ontology annotation, molecular function: taste receptor activity. Lineage: Eukaryota; Metazoa; Arthropoda; Insecta; Lepidoptera; Noctuidae. The coding region runs from base 1 to 1209 and encodes 402 amino acids. The record is from RefSeq and is a predicted model, not a curated record. Gene Ontology annotation, biological process: detection of chemical stimulus involved in sensory perception of taste; sensory perception of chemical stimulus. Gene Ontology annotation, cellular component: membrane.
AUGAAACGGAAUCACGUAAAGAAGUUGAACGAGCACAAAUAUGACGAUUUUCUCCCAAUACUAAACAACGUGUUCAGGAAAGCUCGUUACUUCGGGAUCUCAGGCUAUGGGUUCAACCUGUUUUUCGCUUGGAGCCUGAUACUAUUCACAAUGCUGGUGAUCGCAGAAACCGUGGCAGUUUGGAAAGUAGUAAGGUAUCUUGGAGGGUGGUUGAUGAGUGCUUCUGAGAAUGGCCUUAUAGGUCGGAUGUCAGGAGCCAUAUUCUAUGCAAACGCAUUGAUAUCGUUAUUCCUUUCAUCAAAGUUUGUACAUUCCUGGAGGAACCUUUACAUUUACUGGCUGAGUACUGAGACUAACACUGCACUCAAGUUCCCUCCCGAUGUGAGGAUGAAGAAGAGGGCGGUUAUCAUAAUUAUCUUCGUUACUAGUGUUGCUAGUCUUGAACACAUACUCAGCAUGAUAUCAGCUACUGGUGUUGGCUUUCCCAUCGGAGAAUUUAUAUACAGAUACGUCACUCUCAGUCACGAGUUCCUGUUAAGAGCUCAGGACUACAGUCCAUGGAAUGGUAUACCAAUUUUCAUUCUCAGCAAAUUGGCGACUGUUCUAUGGAACUUUCAAGAUCUGAUCAUUAUUCUGAUCAGCAUAGGACUCAGUUCUCGGUACAAAAGACUGAAUUCGUACGUUAGACAAAUGGUUACCGUUGAAAAACGAACUGAGACCAAACCAAAGUUUGGCACAGAACUAUACUUACAAAUUCAAGUAUGGCGUCGCCUGCGCGAGGCGUAUGUACGACAAUCAACACUCGUGCGCAUGGUCGAUCGUAAGCUUGGAUCUCUUGUGUUGCUGUCCAAUAUAAAUAACUUGUAUUUCAUCUGUUUGCAGAUUUAUCUGGGAAUACAUAAACCGAGCGCAAGCACAAUAAGUCGUUGUUAUUUCCUCUUCUCGCUAAGCUGGCUAAUUCUAAGAGCUUGCAGCGUAGUGAUCGCUGCGUCCGACGUACAUCUGCACUCGCAAAGCGCUUUGAAACUACUGCACUCGUGCCCCAGCGCCAAUUAUAAUAUCGAGAUGAAAAGGCUACAAUAUCAGCUGUCACACGACUUUGUUGCACUGACCGGAAUGGGAUUUUUCUCGCUACGGAGAGGACUGUUGCUUGAAGUGGCAGCAGCAAUAUUAAAGUACGAAUUAGUUUUAAUACAAUAUGACAAAUAG